This is a messenger RNA of Paramecium sonneborni, 2080 nucleotides long. The record is from the annotation of a GenBank genome assembly. Lineage: Eukaryota; Ciliophora; Oligohymenophorea; Peniculida; Parameciidae.
AUGAUUGAAGCUCAAUCAAAAAUCUAAAAAAUAGUUUAAAAAUAUUCCUACUUCUUAAAUGACAUUAUAGGAGAAGGUUAUUCAUCAUCUGUUUAUAAGGGCAUCAAUUUUUAAACUAAUUAAAUUGUUGCUAUAAAGGUUAUAAAUUUUUCCACAUUAACAACUCCUAUUUCACAAACUCUUUUAAAAAAUGAAAUCGCUAUCUUAAAACAAUUAGAUCAUGUAAAUUUAAUGAAAGUUUACGAGAUUUUUGAAACUAAAAAUAAUACUUAUAUAAUAUGUGAAUAUUGUAAUGAUGGUGAUCUUGCUAAUAUUUUGUAAAAAACCAAUUUUAACUAGAUAGAAAUUCUUAAUAUUUUUCUUCAAAUAGCUAAGGGUAUUAAAGCUUUACAUGAUCAAAGUAUAUUCUCUUAAUUCUAUAAUAUUUUUAGAAAUCAUCCACAGAGAUAUAAAACCUGCAAACAUUCUGAGAUCUGAUGGAAUUUACAAACUUUCUGAUUUUGGAUUUGCAAUUAUUGAAAAUGAUUUUGAGAGUAUUAUAAAAAGAUUUAGCGUUGGAACUCCAGUUUAUAUGGCACCUGAAUCAGUUCAGUUAAAUUGUUAUUCAGAAAAAUCAGAUAUUUGGUCUUUAGGUGUACUUCUUUACUUUAUGGUAUAUAAAGAAAUUCCUUUUAAUUUUAAAAAGGAUGGAGAUUUAUAUAGUAAAUCAUAAUAAAUCAACUCUAAAAUUAUGAAUGAUAAAUCAUUGAUUAAAAAAAUUUAGGAUAUUCUUAUAGGUAUGUUAGAAUUGGAUUAAUAAAAACGAUCAAGUAUAGAUGAAAUUCUGUCUAUAUUAAAUUAAUAGAAAAAAUUGAAAUUUAAUAAUUAACAUAAGCUUAUUCCGUGUAAGAUCUUACGUAGAUCAAGUGGUUAUGAUUAAAUUCAUGAUAAUUCUCAAAAUGAUAAUUUUGGAAAUUUACAAAAAAUUUUAAAAACCUUACCUGAUGAAUUGCCAGAAAUUGAUGAAACUAAAGAACCUAUCUCAUUCCGUAAUAAUAACAAAUAGUCUACAUAAAAGUUUAAUUAAAUUUAAUCAAAUCAAUUAUUUAAUGGUAAACAAUAAUUUGAGUCAUCACCUUAAGAAAUUAAAGAUAAAUCAAAAAAAUAAAUUCGAAUUGUUAAUCCUACAUAUUAGUCAAUUUACAUAACAAAGUUAAAUCCUUAAUAAAAUCAAUAACCAUCUGAAAAUAGUGAUACACAUUAACAUAGUAAUCCAAAUAGUACUAAUGAUACAAUUAAAAAUUAUUAGAUUUCAAAUUGUUAAUCUCAGAAUAAGGUUAGUUCUAAUUCUCCAUUAUUUCCUAAAACAAGUAUAAAUUACAAAUAAGAAGCUCCUCCAACCCAAAUUAAUUAAUGUCUAAGAAAUUUAUUUGUUUCACCAUUAAGAUAAAGAAAAAGUCCUACAGUGUGUUCUUUAUCAGAUUUAAAAAAUUUAUCGAUAAAACAAAAUUAAAUUCUAUCAAAAAGAGGAGAUUAUCUUAAAUAAAGAACUAAAACUGAUAUAUCGGUUAAUAAGUUAACGGAUUUAGAAUAAUAGAACUAAGAAAAGGAUUAAGAAAAAUAAAAAUAAAAAACUCUACUUGAUUCUUUAGCAGCAACAAUAAGACCAACAUAUAAAUUUUUGAUAUUUUUAAAUUCAGUUUUAAAAAAAUUUGACUCUAAUGAUACUGAAGAUAAACAAAAAUGCUAUUUUUUAUUAAGAAAGUUUUUAGCAGUAAAAGCUUUUGCAAUUAAAAAUUAUUGUCCCUCUUAAAUAUAAGAUGAUUUAUAACAUUGGAUUCUUAACUUUGAAUAAUAUUUUGAAAAAGUUGGAUGUGUAUUUUACAAUCAUCAUGAUAAAAAGUUGAGUCAAUAUUUUAAUAAUAAUUUAGAACAAUUUACAAAAGGUUUUUCUUAAUUAAUGUAUAAUUACUUAUAAGUAGUGAAUUAAUAGUUAUUAUCUAAAGAACUACAAAUUAUUUAGGAAGUAAUCUAUGAUAACUUAAAGUAAUAUAAUCAUCCUAUUUUAUUUGCUAGAAGAUGGGAGAAUGAUUAAUAAUGA